AAAUCAACUCGCGAGAAUCACAGUUGAUUUUUGAUCUGGUAUGUCAUUCACCGGCAUCUCUUUCAUCGGCAGUGGCAGACUGUCUGGUCGAUCUACCCCAGCCACCACGGCCUCCCUCGUCACUGACAGCGGAUACCACCUCCUUGUGAUCGAUGGGUACUCGCGCACCAGAGAGACCACCCCGAAUGGCUACUGGAUAGAGUCUCCCCCUUUCAGAGUCGGUGGCCAUCGCUGGUGUAUCCGGUACUAUCCCAAUGGCAGUGUCCAAGAGAUCCUGUGUUGGGGUUCUGCUUUCAUGAAAAGAAAUGAACUGGAGAAAUCAAAACUUCUCAAGGAUGACAGUCUCACCAUAAAGUGCGACAUCAUGGUCACCAAGGAUGUCGAUAUCAAUAGAACUGGAGCUAACACUGCCCCUUUUGUGGUGGUGACAGCAUCGGACAUGAUCCAACAUCUCAGCAGUCUCCUUCAGUCUACAGAGGGGUCAGAUGUGACAUUUGAUAUCGGCGGAGAGAUCUUUGCUGCACACCGAUGCGUACUUGCCUGCAGGUCAAUGGUCUUCAAGGGGCUGCUUCUUGGCUCCAUGAAUGAGGGCACGACGGCAGGUGUCGUACGCAUAGAUGACAUGGAGGCACAAGUGUUCAAGCUCCUCCUUGGGUUCAUUUACAGUGACUCGGUGCCUGAGAAAGAAGCAUAAGACGAUGAUGUCAUGUGGCAGCACUUGCUUGUGGCGGCAGAUAGAUAUGAUCUCCUGAGGCUGAGGCUGAUCUGUGAACAAAAGUUAUGUACAUACAUUAACACGACUACAGCAGCAACGAUUCUUGCGCUAGCUGAGCGGCACCAUGGCCGAGGGCUCAAGGAUGCUUGCUUGGACUUCCUUACUAGGGCUCAUGCCAAUCUGCAGGAGGUAACGGUGCUUGGCGGCCUGGACCACCUAGCAAGCACCUGCCCUUUAGUCCUCAAAGAGCUCAUUAUCAAGCUUGUGUCACCUAAUAAGAAGGCUAGGAUUGAUGUCAACACAGCAUUUGUCACGGUGCCGGCAUCUGAUAUGCACCAGCAUUUCACUCACCUCCUCCAGUCUGGUUAGGACACCGAUGUUGUAUUUGAGGUCAGCGGAGAGAAGCUCCAUGCACACCGCUGCAUUCUUGCAGCCAGGUCAGCAGUUUUCAGGGCUGAGCUUUUUGGCCCCAUGAAGGAGGGCACCACCACUGGUGUCAUACACAUAAACGAUAUGGAAGCCAGAGUGUUCAAGUUGAUGCUUACUUUCAUUUACAAUGACUCGAUGCCAAACAUUAACGAAGAGGAAGACAUGGAGGAGGACGAGGAGAAGGAUGACGACGUGGAUGACAUAGAAGUGAUGUGGCAGCACUUGCUUGUGGCGGCAGAUAGAUAUGAUCUCCAGAGGUUGAGGCUGAUGUGUGAAAACAAGUUGUAUGGGUACAUCAACGCAACCAAGGUGGCAAGCAUCCUUGAGCUAGCUGAGCAACAUCAUUGCCGAGGGCUGAAGGAGGCAUGCUUGGAUUUUCUGAACUUCCCUUUAAUUAAUCUUCAACAAGUCAUGGCGGCCGGCGGCCUCAGCCACCUGAGUAGUAGCUGUCCCUCUGUCCUGAUAGAUCUCAUUGCCAAGCUUGCAUACCUGAAGCCACCUGACGAACUCUAAUAAUUUGACAGAGUAAGCUAUAUCUACUCUUAGAUGACGUUGAUCAAUGUACCAGAGGACCCAAAAUGAUACAGUAGUAUAACAGUGUGUCGCUGUUCAGAUCCCUUUGUCUUUUAUUGUGCCGUGGCUCGUGCCUGAGUUUUUGUGCUGUUUCGUUGGCUGGUUCCAGCUUCCAGUCCUAGCUGUUGUAGUUCCUUGUCUUCUGGAAGUAGUACUUGCUCCAAACCAAACACCACCGAAGUAUGUCAUUUUUAAUAUCUGUAUAUAUUGUACUUAAGCUCUCGUUUAGGUCUUAUUUGGCUGGGCUUCUCUUCGGCUUUGGCUCCGG
Messenger RNA from Sorghum bicolor (sorghum), 1985 nucleotides. RefSeq names its product BTB and MATH domain-containing protein 40-like. Gene Ontology annotation, molecular function: protein binding. Gene Ontology annotation, biological process: protein ubiquitination. The record is from RefSeq and is a predicted model, not a curated record. NCBI's taxonomy places the organism in Eukaryota, Viridiplantae, Streptophyta, Magnoliopsida, Poales, Poaceae.